This is a messenger RNA of Plodia interpunctella (Indianmeal moth), 10368 nucleotides long. RefSeq lists its product as uncharacterized. The transcript has 12 exons. The record is from RefSeq and is a predicted model, not a curated record. NCBI's taxonomy places the organism in Eukaryota, Metazoa, Arthropoda, Insecta, Lepidoptera, Pyralidae. Gene Ontology annotation, cellular component: signaling receptor complex; plasma membrane. Bases 486 to 4235 code for a protein of 1249 amino acids. Gene Ontology annotation, biological process: protein phosphorylation; BMP signaling pathway; cellular response to growth factor stimulus. Gene Ontology annotation, molecular function: transforming growth factor beta receptor activity; ATP binding.
ACGUAACGUCAUUACGUCACUACACUAAAUAUGUCGGGAAAUGAAUUGAUUUGUGUUUGUCAACAUUGUAUCGAUUUUCUGUAAAAAAUAAACGUGUGUGGAUCUAUUGUGAUAAUAUCUAAUAAUAAUACAAAUAUAUCUUCCUAUUACAAAACUUUUGCACGCCGCUACAGUUAAAUAUAAAUUGUGUUAAACUGGACCUUUCAUUAAACUUGCCGAGACACAUCUCACACUUAAAUUUCUUAUCAUUAUCUAAUUUAUAAGUAAAGCGUAUGUUGUUGGAAUUAAAUUAACAGAUCACGGAGAUGUUUUAAUUAUUUUCAUGUUUUAUAAGUCAAAGUUCAUCUUGAGCCGCAGUCACGCCGCUCUUAGGUGUGUAGAAAAAAAUCGAUAGAACUGCAAUGUGGUUGCUAGGUAUUCCAAAACGUAAUGCAGUAAACACGCUAUAGACUUAGAAUGUUGCACAAGUGAUUUGAACUGAUACGAUGGAAGGAAUUAUAUCUCAAAGGGUGACACCAAUAUUAAAAUGCAUGGUUUUGUUUUUAUUUAUAUUUACCGCAAAAGUACUGACGUCUCGACCGCACGAUUCCCAGGAUUCCAAAAAUGAAAUACAUCUGUACAAAUCUCCACACUAUGUGAGGACAUUCACUAAAUAUCACCAUAGGAGGCCAAUCCAUAGGAAUACUAUCCAGGAUGCACAUUACAACUGGCCAGAAGUAAAAAUUGUAGGAAAAAGAAGUGUUGACACUCCUUAUUCAAGCGAUUUCAUCAAUCCUUACUGGCCAGAUGCAGAAAGUGAUCAAAUUGCAAGGAACGAGAAAACUAUUAGAAAAAGAAGUGUGGAUCCAAAUUCAAAUUACGGUGUGUCUAACUGGCCAGGCGAAUCAGCUGUGGAAAAAAGAAGUUUGGAUAUGCAAGAGUUUGUGCAUGAUUCGGAUGAGACAAAAAUGAGUGAAUUUGCAUCGAACACAAGGGAAAUGGUUGGAUCUUUUGAGAAAACGGCGAUUAGUUCCAGCAAGACUAGCUAUGAAAAUAAAAACAGUUUAUCAUCAAAUCAAGUGGAAAAGCAUAAAGUGAAAGCUGCCAUCAUUGUUACUGACCCUCCAGCUACACUGGGUCCUUCGAUCACUUGUUUAUACAAAAUACAUAGUGUGUCUAAGAGUGUGACUCCUUCAUAUGAAGACGAGGCCAAUGCGCAGAUGAUGGUGGAAAAUGACAGCUAUGUAACUGGUCCUAUAUCGGAGAUGACCCUGCCGAACGGAGAUGUGGUGGAGGUGGAGCAGUGCGCUCACCCACGCCCGUACUGCUACACUCUCUGGCAUCAGGACACCGCUGGCAACAUCACUAUACUAGGCCAAGGAUGCUGGCACUCAUCUCAAGGCCGCAGCUCGUGCGACAAGUGCACUUCGGUUCAGGAACUGCUCCCCGGCUCCAAGUUCUGUUGCUGCACUCAUAGCAUGUGCAACGGAGACUUCUUAUCGCUCAAAACAGAAACGGUGACAGUGAAAGCGGAAUCAACAAUGAAUAAUUCUCAACAAACGACAAACUACUCGAACAUACUAGCCUCAAGUAUCCUAGCAUUAGCGGCUUUACUGGUCACCGCUGUGGUGCUGAGAAGAUUCUACUGCGGUAAAUCCAGAGAGAAGGAUGAUAUUAGCUUGUGUGCUGACGUCGAGAAAGGUGAUGCGAUGGGAAGCGGUCCUGACUCUUUGGCCACCGGGCUGCUCUGUGUGGACAAUCUAACUCUUAUUGAACAUAUAGGCCAAGGCAAGUUCGGCUCAGUGUGGCGCGGCACGCUGGGCGCCACACCCGUGGCCGUGAAGCUGUACUCCACCGCCUCCGCCUGGCAGAAGGAAGCCUCCAUAUACUCCCUGCCUAUGACCGCUCACGAGAAUAUCCUGAGGUACUAUGGGAGUGAUACACGGCCCACUCUGACAGAAGACGGCGGUCGUCAACACCUGAUAGUGCUGGAACUCUGCCCGACCACGUUGCGGCGGAGAUUGGAACAACAACCUCUAACUUGGAUCGAGUUUGCUACUAUAGCCCAUGGAUUGGCCUCAGCGUUGGCCCAUCUGCAUUCUAACACGCCAAUGAAGCCGUGCAUCGUCCAUCGUGACGUAAACAGCAGUAAUGUACUAAUCUCCGCCCGCGGGCACGCUCGCCUCGCGGACCUGGGUCUGGCUCAGGUGCUACACCCGCAGCGGGGGCCCAGGACACACACUAGGAUCUCUGAAGCGGGCACGCUGCGCUACCUGGCGCCCGAGGCGCUGGAGGGCGCGCUGGACCUCAGCGGGGCGCUGGCGGCGCUGUGCGCGGUGGACGUGUUCGCGCUCGGGCUCGUGCUGUGGGAGAUGUUGUGGCGCUGCGGCGGCGCGCAUUGCGGUGCGCCGCCGCGCUAUGUCAUGCCCUACACGCACCACGCCGUCUGCUGCGACACGCUGCAGCAGAUGCAGAGUUUAGUAUCCCGCAACAAGGUCCGGCCGCCGCUGCCGCGCGGGCCCGUGCCCGAGGCCAGGGCGCUGAAGAUAGCCUCCGACACUUGCGAAGAGUGCUGGGAUCACGAUGCUGAGGCCAGGCUUACAGCAGUGUGCGUUGAAGAACGCAUGGCUGAACUCAAGCAAAUGCUGCAGACGCAAGGACCCGUCAUACACGACAACAACUUGCAUCCACACCCGCCGGAUGCACCCGCUCAUCAGGAGCCGGACAAGAACUCCAACUGCACGACAAACCAAACGUGUGACGUCACCACCCCCCUCCUCUACCCCCACCCCCGCAUCGGCCGCAACGCCUGCAUCGAGCGCAACACGCACACACAGACACACACGGUCGAACUCAUACACAAAUCCCUCAAAGACAUCACCACAGAGACACCCAGACCACAAACAAUAGAAGAAAACUGCUUGUCUGUGGCUAGAGUCACGCAUAGACCAAUACCGGAUAUGAACGAGAUAAGGUCUUAUCAAAGGCCUUUAGAUUACAUACCUAAUGACGUCACUAACCACGACGUCGAUCGAGGCCCGAAGCAAACAAACAUACUGAACGACGUCAAAGUAGAAAAACCAAAAUGGGGUAUUAAAAAAUUCUUCGAAAGGUACAAGAAUCAAAAAGAUACGGAGGUGAAGUUGGUGCCAGAGUCGAGUGUACAGAAUGGAAGGACUCAGACCUCAGUCGUCGAGAAACCAAUUAAUUUCGAUCGACCGACAAACUUAGUGUUGAGCCAAGAACGCACGUCAUACAAUUUUGAAGCGCCAUGCACUCUGUCGCCGCCGAAUCGUACCCUAUCGCCCACGAUGAUGAUAGAGUCCGAUUUAAAUCGAGAGAAUCGUGUGUUCAACUUCAAAGAAUUACCGACUGAUGACGGCAAAAAUCCCAAUCAAAUAUUCGCCGUUAUAGUCCCGAAAUCGAUACCGCUUAAUUUAGACUCGAAUAAAACCCAAGGCAGCUCUGAAAGCAUAAGGAAAUAUCAAUCAUCGAUGUCGUCGCAGAGUAUUUUCAAAUCUGGCAAUUCCGAAUCGGAAGACUCGACUGUUAAGAAGCGAUUGAGCUGCGAUAAUAAAAUAAUCGAUUCCAACAGCGGCAGCUCUUCAAGGGCAAGCAUCAAUUUGGAACUCCAAUACAUAAACGGACAGACAGAAAACUACACAGAUUCCCCGUUCGAAAUCAAUUCGGAUUGUUCGAGCAGCGAAGACGAACAUUUGAUGUUGCUAUCUGAAAACGGCGGUUCUAAAAUUACAAUGCAAACUAUAGCUAAAGACACCGAUAAGAAAAAGUACCAGAACGACGUGUUAAAAGAAGCUAGUCAAGUGACAGAUUUUGGUUUCAACAAAUAUCAGAAUAAAUAUACGAAUUUCGACAACGAAUUCAGUGAUCCCAAUGACAAAGAGAACUCGGUCGCGUACAGCGGCGAUAAUCCUGUGUAUUUGGCCGCGUUGAACGGCGAAAUAAAUACGACAGAUUUAAAAUAUAUGACGCCGGACGUCGACAAAAGCCCUAAACCAACUUUGAAGAAUCUUUCUAUAAAAAGGCAGCGUUCUUUGGAACAGGUUUCCGAGAUAUUUUCGUCUUCGGGUGAUAUAAACCUACAAAACCCAGCUGGUCGGGUUAAAACUCCGGGGGAUUUGCCAGUGGCCGUGCGGAGGGCUCGAAGGGACAGGGCGUUGCAGAAGGGCAGAGCAAGUGAGUGUAAUAGAUUAAGUUUAUACGACGAUAGAAUGAUGUUCGGUAACAGUUUGUGAAUUUUUAGACUAUGACACUAAGCCAGAGUUGUUGUAGCUGUGGUAGAUUUUUUACUAUUUUCUUUUAAAUAUUCAGUGAAAUUGAGAAUUAGUGUUAUGAUAAAAAGUAAAUUAUAUUUAUACCGAUCUAGUUUAUAAAGUAAAAUAUAUGCAGUUUUUACUUUAUACAGGGAUAUUUUUAAGUAUCGACAACCUCGCAGCGACGUCAUGAACAACGUUAGCUCGACGAGUUUUGAUCGAUAUAUACUUUUUAAUUAUUAUUGUCCUGUCCUUACAUUCGUAUAUCUAUGUUUGCGUCUUCGCGUUACCGCCACCGUACCACCUCACCCGCCCGCCCCGCCCGCGAUUCACAUUGAGUGUUUAGCAUUGGAACGGAUAAUUAGAUAAAUAAAUGGAGUCUUUAUUGCACAAUUCACGAAGUAGUCAUAAUUUACAUCAAGGUCACAUUCAAACACAAAUGAGCGCAAAGGCGAACAUAUCGCAAGUUCAAUUUCUCGCAGCCAACCUUUAGGUAAAAAUAAUGACCAAAAAAAAGACAAAAAAGCGAGGGUUUCCGUAUGCUGACCUCCAAACUUCAAUUCGAAGAUGGCACCCCGUGAUGAUGAUGAACCUUUGGGUGGAAAGAGGAACAAGUGAACUAAGAGAGUGCAGUAAACUUAACAAUAACUAGAUGUUGCCCGAGGCUUCGCUCCCGUGGGAAUUUUGAGAUAAAAUAUAGCCUAUAGCAAUCUUGGAUAAUGUACCUUUCUAAUGGUGAUAGAAUUUUUGGAAUAGGUUCAGUAGUUUCUUAUAUUACCCGCCUCAAACAUACAAACUCACAAACGCCUCUUUAUAAUAAUAAUAGUAUAGAUUAAACAAAACAAAUUGUAUGAUCGUAAUUUUAACUGAAAUCAAAACGAUUCGAACAAAGAUCUUUGUUUAUGAUGUCCGCUACACUGUCCUGCGAGAUUGUGUUUUAAAAAUAGCUCUGUAAUAAUAUACUCGUAUCAAACGCAAAACCUCCUAAAGACUACUUGGGUACAUCAAAACAAGCAACUUUUAUUCUACGACUUUUCGUGAUUCGUAAUUUUUUUUUCAUAUAAAAAAAAUACAAUCUACUUUGCGAUUCUACAUAUCUUAACUUUAUGUAAUAGCCGAGCAACACGAGACAGACAGUACAGUAGCGUUAUGUAGCGGAAUCGAACAUAGAGUUAACGUUAUAUAGAAACGACAUUAAAACUUGUCAUUAAAAAGAAAAAAAAAAUGUAUGUAUUACGCAAAAGUCGUAGAACAAAAGAUGUUAGUCGCUAUGUACCUUAUGCGCCUUUGGAAGAUUAUGCGUCAGAUACCAGUAACCCUGUAUAUUUAUUUCGCAUUAACUCUGGCUUGGCAGCUUUAAGAUUCAAAGAUAUAAAUGUACCUUUUUUUUGUAAUAUUUAACUUAAUUAUAGCACGUAAUAUAUUACGUGAGCUACGUAAACAUAGAAUGUUAUAUUUCAUCGCAUAAUGCCUUCGCAACGUCUCCAGGUGAAAUGAUUUGUUCAAAUAUAGUGAUACGAAAUAUUGAAAAAUCAAUUUAUUAAUAAUACAUACUAUAAAUAACAAAUUUACAAUAAACUGUUUAUGGAAAAUAUUACACCAAGUUUCGGUUACUGUUAUUAAUAGUCGAUGUAACUGCAUACAUUUCUCGGUUAAUUCGAUUCAGUUCAGUUCAGAUUCAGCAUUCCUUUAUCCAUGUGUCAUUGUUGCAUUUAUAGAGUAAUAUUUGUAAUAUCUGUGGUACAGCGAACGAAGUUUUUUUUUUAUAAUACGUAGAUUCUUUAUUCUCUUUCUUACUAUCUGUUAGUAUUCUUGUAAAACGAGACGGAAGUAAGUAACAGGAGGAUAUUUGCACAAUGCAUGCAAUGAUAAAGUAGAAAUUAAAUUUAAAUUACAUUAACGGAAAUUAAUUGUUCGUCUCUAAUUUUAAUUGGUGAAUGUUUAAAAUAAUAUUUGGCUUAUUUUUUAAAUUACUUUUUCUUAUUAUUAUAGCGUAAGUAAGAAUGGAAAGUACAUUUAAUGAUGUUGGUUAAAUAUUAUAUAAAAUUCAAAACUUAUGUACAUACGUACUCGAUAUUCGAUAUUAGAAUACUAAUUACAUAACCUCUUUUUCAAACUUGAAAUAUAGUUUUGCUGCAGCCUUCUAACAAAUACUUACAAUUGCACGAUAAUGUGUGUAAAUGGUUUACCCUUUGCAGGUAUAUAACCAUAAAUAUUAUAAUUUGCUUUAUUUUGUUCGGCUUACAGAAUUCAUGACAUAAUUUUAUACCUUCCAAGUAAUAUCUGUUAAAAUAUAAUUCCGCACCCAGUUUUACCUCGCAUGUAUAUAUCUAUAUUCAUUUUGUAUAUGUAGAUAUAUUUUUUCAGACUCUUUUCACAUUCCAUUUAUGUUACAGCCCUUAUAUUACUAAUAAAAGGUUAUUGCAACCGUCUUAUUCAUAAAAAAAUCCUGUUAUACAUAUUUUAGUUAAAAUAUGUUUUGUCCCUGUCUCUCUAUUCAAUAAUUGAUUUAACAAAACGAAAGAACAUAUUAGUUAGUACUAAAAUAUACUAAAAUGUCUUAUUGCUAACACUCAUGUCAGGUAUUAUUUAAGUCACUGGAAGGUAUCUGUUAUGAAUUUACGACUAAAUAUCUAGUGGCAGCACAGCAAUCAUAUUCACAAAACAGUUAGCCAUGAUGUGUAAAUUUUUACGCGACAGCCUCUGACAAUCUUAAAUUGAUCCUAUAUUAUAUUAUACUUGCUCGCGCGAAGAACACUAAAUAAAAAUUCAUUUCACUCAGGAAUAAUGUAACUUCCUACUGGUGAAAGGAUUUUAAAAAUCGGUUGAAUAGUUCCAAAAUUAACCCCUACACAUAAAACUUAAAAAAAUAUUUCCUUUUUUAUAAAAUCAAUGUGAUACUAUUUCACCAUUCUCUAAAGAUUGUAAAAAUAAAGAAUAAUUCAUAUAACUAUGGACAAAAAUGAAUAAAACUAUAUUUGGUCCAUGAUAUAACGGAGACUUUUAUGAAUAAGAGGGUGAAUAACACAAUUUCUUAGCUGUAACAAUAACCUGUACCCAGCUUUAACAUAUAUGUUACUUUUUUAUUCUAUUAAUAGGUCUUUGCAAUUUACUGUAACUAAAUACGUAAACAUGCUUUUCAAUGGAAAUAAACAUUUAAAACACCACAAAAUAUGUCUUAAAGGUCAAUAUAAUCAUAUUAAUAUGAUUAUAUAAGUACAAUACGACAUCAUAUAUGGUGAUAAACAUACGAUAUGGGGCUGUCAAAACCUAAAUUUUAUGUUAUCUACAAGAAAAUUGGUUUUUUUUUUUUCGGUCUAUGAAAUGUCGUAUUCAUCUUUUACAUUCUGUGAGUUUUUUGAUCAAACAUUUCAUACAGUUUAUUGAUUUAUUUUAAGUGUAAUAUAAUAUGUUAAGUUCUUAUGUUUAGUUUUAGUGCGUUGAAAGGAAAAUAAAAUAGUGAAAAAAAAAUACCACUGUUCUUUUUCUGACAUUUUGAUGUCAAGCAUUGUCGGUUAAAAAAAUAUGAAUAACAACGCACUAGACAACCAAAAUGUGAUCUUAUUUAUUAUGUAAGUACAUAGAUUUAGUUCCUAAUUAACGGGCCAUGUUGUUUUUUUUUUUUUUAAUUGUUUGUUAAGUUUCCUACAAUAACAAUGUUUUAUGUUUUAAUCCUGGAUUGUAUGUAUUUAGAUUUAAUUUAUUUUAAGAGUAUAUUUUUACGGGACGGGAAAGAAGAUUAAAUUCUUAAUUUUGUUGUACAAGUAUUUUAGAUCUUAACGCAAAAUGUCGCUUUUGCAAAACGACAUGUUGAACAAUGUCACUUUCUCAAAACCUAUUUUUUCUGUUUAAUUCAUUUUUUUAUCCAGAAAAACCUAAUACAGAAUUGGAAAUAUACCUCGAUAUCAAUACCUACUAUUAAAUAGAACAUAUUUUUAUAAUAAUAUCGCGAGUGAAUGACAUUUUGCGAAAAUGGUAUUAUCCGAUAUUGACGUUAUGCGAAAAUGAUAGUUGACAUUAUGCGCCCAGAUCGUAUAUCCGUAUUUCAUUCAAUGCUUUUAUUCACAACGCGGUAAAACUGAUUACAAAAUACGAUGAUAUGUCACAUAUAAUAUUGACUAUAAAGUGUCAGUUUAGCUAUCCUAUAAGGGAUCAAAUAGUCGAUAAUUGCAAUGCACUCAUUUUGUGUGCGAUAACAAGGCAUAAUGACACUGAAAAGGUUGACUUUACUUAUCAAAAGGUUAAAAAAGGGUCUUUACUUUCUGUUAUGACACGGGAUUUUCGCGCGACCCGAAGCGGAGUGCGAUAAUAAAGCCGAGUAUACGUAUAUCAUAUAAAUUUUUUCAUCGCGUUUGAACUCUACAAGUAAAAGGUCUACUCAAAAACUGUCGCAAUAAAAAAAUAUAAAACAAAAAUAUAGUGUAACUAAAGCAACACUAGAAAAUUUUAACUUAAUGUCGUAAAAGAGGUGUUUGAUAUUUUCACAAUUUAGAAUUCGUUUUAUUUUUUUUUUUUGUCUAAUUGAAAAAGUCAAACCAGCCGCAUUAUGAUCAACUUUUUUUUUAUAGAACCAUUCACAUUUCAACUAAUUAUCUGUCUGUUAGAGCUGUUAAAUAACAAGUUAUCCCAAAUCAUUUUGUCCAUAAUAAUAAAAUUGUCAAACAUGCAAAAAAAACAUACAAUACUUAAAUACAAUUUGAAAUCUAACGUAUGUUUAUUUUUUAAUCGAAUUUCUUCAAUCACCAUCAUCAUAUCGAAUGUGUUGUUGCUAACACUAGUGUCAAAUUUUAUUCAAGUAGCCUAAAGGCAUCUGACAUGAAUUUUACGACACGGCAGGUAGUCGUAUGCACACUAGUGAACUAAAAACAACCAGUGUGCCGGUUUCCUCGCCAUGUUUUCCUUAACCAGAAGCAAGUGGUGGUCUAUGAAAACUACAAUAUAGCUACACAAAAGACUUGUCGAUAUAAAACAGAAGUUGUGUUUUUGUAACCUAAUCCUAAAACCUAUACCCUAUUCAUCUUGGACUGAGACAAAAGGUAAACAAACCUUGAACAAAAAAUCAUUAUUUCUCGUUAUUCCUUUGUUAAUUUUGUUCUUACUUUCUGUUAAUGUUAAAUUUUUUGUUGUUGUUGUUUUUAAAUUAUUAAAAUUAACAAAGGAAUAACGAGACAUACUGAUUUUUUGUUCAAGGUUUGUUUACCUUUUGUCUCAGUCCAAGGUGAAUAGGAUAUAAGUUAUGUGUGUUAACAUGUUAAAAAAUAAUAAUUUCAUAGAAAAAUAUUGGCUUUUUGACAUAUAAUUUUUAGAAUAAAUUCAACUAUACCUAUCGUCUCUAUGCCUUGUUACCACGCCAUAAUGUCAACCCUAUAUAUUGCAGCAGCUGUUAGUAAAGUGAUAAAUUUAUUUAGAAAUCAUACGUAUUUACAAUGGCGUAGCGAGGGGUAUAGCCCCGGGCGCGAUUUUUAAUAAUGCCUCUAUUUUACAAUACCAAUUUUCAUCUUAGCACUCAAAUCAGUAAGAUUUGUUAGGACGCCACAGAUUAUCUAUGACAUCAUGCAGGUCUUUCAUUGUGCAGUUGAUAGCACGCAAGACACUAUACUAUGUGUUCCAUGGUUUGGUGAGAGCCAUCACAUUGGCAGUUCGGUGAAUUUUCGACAGUCCUUCAAAAUAAAGAAAGACAUAGAAAGUACCUUGCUAAAAUCUUAAAAACCAAAUGUUGAUAAAAUUUCACACUACCCCCAACACAGAUUAUUGUUCAUAAAUUAGGGUAGUUAAAAGUAUCUUGUCUUUGUUGAAAUUUGAAGGAGGGUAAUGGCCGUGAAUUAAAUGCUAAAAACUUCACCCAGUUGUGUCUUUUGAUGGAUAAAAUCGUUUUACAUUCUUUGGAAAUAAACAUUUUACGCGUUUUCACAGUACCGCCAUAUUUUUAUAUCAUCAAAGGGGCGUCAAGUUAUGUUUCCGCCCCGGGCGAUGCAGCCCACGCUACGCCACAGCUUAGUUAUAAGGAAUUUGGUCGUUUUUGAAUGUUUUGGCGCCACAGAAAGUAUACCGAUGUAUCGAAGCUUGUUGAUGCUGCCGAUGUAAGUGGACACUAGAUAUAGUAACUAUGUUUUUA